UUUGGGUUUACUUGAUGCCAAUGUCUGAAACGAGAUAUUGGGAAUGUAUCCUGGACAUGGUCAAUCAAGGGGUGGCUGGUCAAGGCCGUUUCUUGUUGCUGUUGGGAUAUGUCAAUCAAGGAGUCUGCUAAAUAACUUGGUCUGCUGCUAAAAUCAUUUGACCCGUUUGAGAUAUUUACCAGCUCAUACUGUUUCUUGUUGCUGUUGGGAUAGCUACCAGCUCAUACUGCAUCUUGCUCAAGAUUGAGAAGAUCAGAUGAACUGUACAUCUCUCCCUGUCAAGUUUGUUUUACAUUCUCAGGUCUGUAUGUUGUAUGAAUCUGCACCAUUGCACCAAAACGGGCCGACUGUAACAGCUGGUGUUUCUUAUUUAGGAGGAUGUUGCGUGCAACUGUGCAAGAAGCCAAGAACACUUACAAAUCACAAGAUAGCACCAUGUUAUAUUUUCUUUCUUACCAGCAAUGUAUACAAAUCUAAUUGGAUAGGAAUCAAACCAUGGGUG
Linum tenue is the source of this 502-nucleotide messenger RNA. The record is from the annotation of a GenBank genome assembly. NCBI's taxonomy places the organism in Eukaryota, Viridiplantae, Streptophyta, Magnoliopsida, Malpighiales, Linaceae.